UUCGAACCCAAUUCCAUGUCCCUUGUCCUGCGCACCAGAGGGAAGGGAAAUUGCAAAGGGGGCAGUUUCGUGAAUCUAUCUGCCCCACCACGGUGGCUGUAUCUUUGGCUUCGGUUUGGAGUGCACCACUCGUCUCUGCUCUCUCUUUUGGUCCCUCUCUCUCUCUCUCUCUCUCUGCUUCACAUGCCUCUCCUUCAUCGAUUGACAGAGACAACCUCCUUAGGAAUUGCAACUCUCUCUUGGUCCCUCCCUCCCUCUCUCUCUCUCUCUCUCUCUCUCUAUCUGUGUGUGAAUUUCUGGUUUUCCAAGAUUCUUCACCGGAUAUUAUCACCAUAUCUGCAAAACCCAAUCCAGCCGUUGGAUACCCACAUGCCCAAAUCUCUCUCCCUCUCUCUUGCGCGCACACACUCGAUCGCUGUGGCUCUCUUUAGCCAUCACUGAAAAACAAAUUCUUUUUCUGGACCUCCUCUUUUUUUUUUUUUUUUUUUUUUCUGAAGGAGGACUCUUCCUUUUUUGUUGUAUUAGCUGGAGUUACAUGCUCCGCCCCCGUCCCUUCUCUGUUUCUUCCUCCUCCCCCCACUCCCCUGUUUCAUGGCUGCAUCAGCUCUGUCCCAAUUAUUCGGCGACCAGAACAAGGGCCAGGAGGUCAGCAGGCAGGAGAUACAGGCCGCCAUUGCCAAGGCUCUGGAGCUCCGGGCUCUCCACGCCGCGCUCAUGCAGGGCAACAGCCCUGCCAACCUCCGAUUCCCCGCCGCUUCCCCUGCUCCUAACUCCGCCGCCUCCUCCCAUCUCUCUGCUCAAGACUACCCUGUCUUCACGCCCAGCUAUGAAGACGACCCUCUGCCGGGGUACCCUCCGGUUCCAGUGAAGGGUCGAACGAUGUCGGGAACUUGGGAUGAAAUUGGACUGGGACUAGGGAAUAUGGACGAGAGUGUUAUAUCCGACUACCGGAAGGAAAAUUCGUCUUCGAGAAAGGGCUUCCAUUCCCAUCUGGCGAGCUUAGAAUCGCACGUAUGUCCCACCGACGAUCAGAAAUCAGUCACUGGCUCUUGCACGAACAAUCUGGCCAUCCCCGAGACCUCCCCUAGGACCGAUUUCUACAGGUCGUACCGGAGAAAGAGCAUGGAUGAUUUGAAAUCUGUAUCGUCCUGCAAUAGGUGCAAGCCCGCAGUUAUAACCUCUGAACCGGAUAAUGUCCCCAGGACCAGCAAGAACUCCAACAUUGUUGUGCCACUCACGAAUCCUCUCUCGUCGGCUCAUCCGCAGACGAAGAACCGGGGAGUCUUUUCGUGGUUUCUUCCACGGCUAAAGAAGAAGAACAAGAACGAAAAUUCCCCAAACCGAACCGAAUCCGAGGAAGUAUCUCAGAUUUUCAAGGACUUGGGGAUAGUUUCGAUCGAAACAUUGAAGAAAGAGCUGAUUGAGGCGAAUGAGCAUAGAGAUGCGGCGCUAAUGGAGGUGGCUGAGAUGAAAUCUUCGCUUGGGGAGCUGAGGCAGAAGCUGGACUACCUGGAGACUUAUUGUGAGGGGCUCAAGAAGGCUUUGAGGCAAGCGACACAAGGGAAGGAUUCUCAAAUUUCCGAAAAGCCCGGGACGUUUCCUCUGAAGGGAAAUUCCAUAAAUGGGAACGAAGAAAGUUUGAUGCCUGUGAGCGAGGAAGUAAUGACCGAGGGCUUCUUGCAAAUGGUGACCGAAUCGAGGUUAUCAGUGAAGCAAUUUUGCAAAACCUUGGUUGGGCAGAUCGAAGAGACAGACAGUACCCUAAUGGAGAAUUUGAAUACACUGCUCCGGCCCUAUAAGCUUUCUCUGAACUCAAAGUACUCGAAGGCGGUGUUGUACCAUCUGGAAGCUAUAAUAAACCAAUCGCUUUACCAGGACUUUGAGAACUGCGUGUUCCAGAAGAACGGUUCACCUAAGAUCCUAGACCCUCAACAGGAUCGCCAAGCACAGUUUACAUCGUUUGUAGCGCUCAGAAAUUUAAGCUGGAACGAAGUUCUGAGGAAGGGCACUAAAUACUACAGCGAAGAGUUCAGCAAGUUCUGCGAUCAGAAGAUGAGUUGCAUCAUCACGACCUUGAAUUGGACCAGACCGUGGCCAGAGCAACUCCUGCAAGCGUUCUUUGUGUCCGCCAAAUGCAUAUGGCUGCUUCAUCUGCUUGCCUUUUCUUUCAGCCCACCAAUCGGGAUUUUGAGGGUCGAAGAGAACAGAAGUUUUGAUCCGCACUACAUGGAGGACAUACUCGUGGAUCGGCAGAAACAGCACAGUUCGAGCCGGGUGAAGAUCAUGGUGAUGCCCGGAUUUUAUGUUCACGAUAGGGUGUUGAGAUGCAAAGUUCUUUGCAGGUACAAAUCAGGAUCAUAAGCAAUUAUAUAAAUGGCAUUUCUUUGUCUGUACCCUUUGUUGUAUUCACUUCUUUUGCGCGCGAUUUCGAAUGGAUACAGUCUGUUAAGUCUCACAGUGCAUGCAAUAAAUGGAAAAAGGGGUGCUGUUUAGUGUUUAUUGCUUCAAUUCCCAUACUUUUGCAUGUUAGAACAGGAAAGUGUUUAAUCUUUUGUAUCUACAGUUUGAGAAGGCCUCAGUGAGUCAGAUUUGGUU
Molecule: messenger RNA, 2595 nt
Organism: Eucalyptus grandis
Lineage: Eukaryota; Viridiplantae; Streptophyta; Magnoliopsida; Myrtales; Myrtaceae
Product: IRK-interacting protein
Exons: 2
Coding region: 592-2361 (589 amino acids)
Biological process (GO): protein folding
Source: RefSeq, a predicted model, not a curated record